Messenger RNA from Klebsormidium nitens, 1479 nucleotides. The record is from the annotation of a GenBank genome assembly. NCBI's taxonomy places the organism in Eukaryota, Viridiplantae, Streptophyta, Klebsormidiophyceae, Klebsormidiales, Klebsormidiaceae.
AUGUGUCCGUUUCGAUCAGUUGCGAUGGGGGUGAUGAGCGGUGCUAGUCUUCUCUGUGCACUUUUCUGUCUCUACUGCACCACGUGCACAUGCACGGACACGCUAUCUGGCAUUGCUGAGGACGUGGCCAAACCUGCCGUCCCUGGGGGUCGCCGCCUCCUGCAGCAGGCCGCCCCCCUGUGCACUGCGGCCGGGCAGUACAAAGCCGACCCGGCAUCGAGCUGCACUUCCUACUGGCAGUGCACAGCGAGCGGCCAGGGCUUCUACCGCCAGUGCGGCCCAGGGACCGCCUUCAAUAACGCCUGCUCCUGCUGCGACUUCCCCUCCAACUUCGUCUGCGGGGGGGGCGGCGCCACCCCUGCUCCGACCACCAAAGCACCCACCCCUGCUCCGACCACUAAAGCACCCACCCCCGCCCCGACGACCAAAGCGCCGACUCCUGCCCCGACCACAAAGGCACCUACCCCCGCCCCGACGACUAAAGCACCAACCCCUGCCCCAACGACCAAGGCACCCACCCCUGCUCCAACGACAAAAGCACCGACUCCCGCCCCAACUUCCUCAGGCGUGGGCGGCUGCCCUGCCGGCUGGCUGCCAGCAGUGGGCACCCUCUACGAUAGCUGGCCCAAGCCUGGCACGACCGAGUGCAUCACCUAUUCCGGGUGUGAAUACGCCGGUCAAUUCUCUCUGGUCGACCCCGGUCCUUGCGGCGGCCCGUGCGCCGCGGGGGCGCAGUCUCUGAACGGCGGCCUCUCUCCCCCCAACGUCUGCUGCCGCUGGCCCGAAGCAAAGGUCGCCCAAUGGUCCAUGGCUGCCACGUGGGAGCGGGACAGCGCACUCCUGGGAAGGAAGCUCCAGGUACAAGUGCUCGGGGGGGCAGGGACCACCGCGUUCGUGAACGUGAAGGACGUGUGCAGCGACUUGGACUGCGAAGGGUGUUGUUCUCAGAACACGGGGAAUGGGGCUUACAAGCUGAUAGACAUCGAGAAAUGGCCUGCGAGUACGCUCCUUGGGUUCCAGCACAGCAGCCCAAGCUUCGACAUCAACAACGUGCCCUCCCCGGUCCAGAAUGGGAGGCGCCCCGGCGCGGACGCGGGCGUCAUGGCGGUGUGCUACAAGGAUGCGGGCCCCGCUGAUAGGAUCCCGUGAUUGAUUGUGGCUUUGGACACGUCGUACAAAGAUAGGAUGAACGGGAGGGACAUCCUUAAACGGUAGAUCAUUCUCAAUGUUUUGUACCGAGGAAAUUAUCGACGUUUCAUAGUCAAAAUACAGAGUCACAUAUUGAUCAUAGUAUUCAAAGGCAAUCAUUGAACACAAUAGGAUCACUUGAGCCAGCUUGACGAGGUCAAAAGGCCGGGGUCCAUUUAGGCGUCUAGUUUAUAUAACCUCCCAACAGUUCUUUAAUCUGCCGGCCUGAGUGGACCGUUCAACUUAAGUGCCAUUGAAAGGUCAUGCAUUUUGACGUCACUCUUCAACGAG